Messenger RNA from Carassius gibelio (silver crucian carp), 430 nucleotides. RefSeq lists its product as uncharacterized. The coding region runs from base 77 to 316 and encodes 79 amino acids. The record is from RefSeq and is a predicted model, not a curated record. The transcript is spliced from 3 exons. NCBI's taxonomy places the organism in Eukaryota, Metazoa, Chordata, Actinopteri, Cypriniformes, Cyprinidae.
AGCAUUGCAAAUUUUAUUAGCAUUUGAAUAGUGCAUAUCUGUAGAUUGAUUCAUUAACUGUAAGUUUUAAGGAAUAAUGCGUGAUUGUUCUGUAUAUUUACAGGGCUGCGGAGAUUCUGGCUCCAUGAGCACAGGAGAUGAAUGUGCACAGAAGCAUGGAAAAGGCCAAGGCAAAGAAAAAGGGAAAUGUCAGCAAGGACAGCAAGGACAGCAAGGACAAGGUCAUGGUCAUGGGCACGAUCAUGGUCACAGUCAUGGAGGGGAUCAUGGGAAAAAGGGACCUGCAUGUGAGCAGCAAAAAGGAAAAAAGUGUUAAGGUCAUAACCUGAGACCAUGGUGGUCCAUGCAUGUCUUCAUGCUUUACAUAUUAAAAUUGGGUUUCAGCUCCAUAUUGUAUUCAAAUAAUGAAAUAAAUUAAAGCACUCUUAAA